GCGGCGCGUCUGUCUGGGGCUGGGAGCAGCAGCGGCGGCGAGGGGAGGGUCUGCGGCUUGGCGUAGCUGCCGCAGCCGUCUCGGCCUCUCUGGGAGCGAUUGUGUGUGCGCGCCGCUCUCUAGUCUCUGCCGCUCGCCGAGCUGCUCCUGCCGCCGCGGGUGAUUGCUGUUGUCGCUCUCUUCUCUCCGGCUCCGACAGCCCGGCACGGGCAGGGGUGGAGGGGCAGGAAUGUGAACGGGUUUUGUAGUGUGUGUGUGUGUGUGAGUGUCAGUGUCAGUCCCCCCCCCCCCCCCGCCACCACCAGCAUCCUCAUCAGCUGGAUCUGUUGUCAGGAAAGGAGGAAAUUGCCGUCAAGCAGCAGCAGCAACAUCUGGGCGGUCACAUCUGGGCAUGCAACAUCGGCUUCCUCCUCCUCUUCCUCCUUCACCCGAGUGGAUCACUUUGGGGGGGGGGGGGAUACUUCUGCAGUCAAGCCAGAGGUUCCAUCUUAUAACUGAAUAUUGAAACUGGAAGAGAGGGGGGGUGGGCUGGGGAUAAAGGCUGCUUCCCCGCUCCCCUUUGGGAUUUAUUUCAUGGGGAUGUGUUCAAGACAAGAGAGGAUUCAGAAGGAUAUUGACGUUGUGAUCCAAAAGUGCAAGGCGGAGAAGGACUGCCUGUUUACAGAUUUCAGGUACUCAGACUCCACCUUCACCUUCACCUAUAUUGGAGGCUCCAAAAGCAUAUCCUAUUCAGUACAUGUCUCGGAGGAUUAUCCAGAUAACACAUAUGUUUCCAGUUCAGAUAAUGAUGAAGAUGUGUUAGUUACAACAGAGUCAAUCCCAGUAAUUUUCCAUAGAAUCGCAACAGAAUUAAGAAAAACCAGUGAUGUUAACUGUUGCUUAUCUAUAAAAUCAAAAUUACAGAGGGAAAAUGGAGAGGACUCGAGGCACAAUAGUGCAGUUGAAGAAGAUUCUGAAGGAGAUAAUGAUUCUGAAGAGUUUUAUUAUGGGGGACAGGUUAACUACGAUGGAGAACUUCACAAGCACCCACAGCUGGAAGCUGAUUUGACAGCAGUGAGAGAGAUCUAUGGGCCUAAUGCAGUAUCUCUCAGGGAAUAUGGAGCCAUUGAUGAUGUAGACAUUGAUCUGCAUAUUGAUGUUAGCUUUCUUGAUGAAGAGAUUGCUGUGGCUUGGGAUGUAAUCCGCACAGAACCUAUAAUAGUGCGAUUGCACUGUUCUCUUACACAGUACUUAAAUGGUCCAGUACCCACCGUGGAUGUAUUUCAGAUAUCUACUAAGGAAAGAUUUGGGUUGGGACAUCAGCUGAAAAAAAUAAUGCAGACAUUUGUUACACAGCAGUGGAAAAAUGGCAAAGAAAAAUCAAAUUGUACGCACAAUAAGAAAGUGUCUGAGAAAAAGGUGAAAUCCCCUCUGCACAUCUUUUCUACAUUGCGCAGGUCGCCAAGUUAUCCUCCACCUGGCUGUGGUAAAAACAAAUCAAAACUGAAAUCUGAACAAGAUGGCAUCUCCAAAACUCACAAGCUGCUGCGAAGGACUUGUUCUAGCACAGUUAAGGCUGAGGAUGUGUGUGCCACAAAGUCUCACAGAACUUUUGGCCAUUCAUUGUCUAGUGAUCCCAGGGCUGAGCAGACAAUGGCUAUUAAAUCACACAAACUGUUGAAUCGUUCUUGCGCUGCAACUGUCAAACAAGAAGAAUACAUCACUCUAAAGCCCCAAAAACUCCUAAGCAGAUCGUGUUCUGGGGAUCCUCGAUGUGAGCACAAUAGCACCUUGAAGCCUCACAAACUUUUAAGCAGGUCUUAUUCCAGUAAUCUUAGAAUGGAAGAAUUAGAUGGACUGAAGAAUCACAAGUUACUCAGCAAGUCUUACUCCAGUGCUCCUAAGUCAUCCAAAAUGGAGUUUUUCAAGGAACCCACCAUAGCAGAGGGCAGGAGGCUCUCUCUUACCUCAGGGCUUAUUGGUAUCUUAACACCAUCUUCCUCAUCACCUUCACAAGCUGCUCCGAAUUAUGGUGCAAAAUGCAUUCCAAUACGAGACAAUGGCUUUCUUGUGCAGACUAUUGAGUUUGCUGAGCAGCGGAUACCAGUGCUGAAUGAAUACUGCGUAGUUUGUGACGAACCACAUGUGUUUCAGAAUGGCCCCAUGCUGAGGCCCACAGUAUGUGAACGGGAGCUGUGUGUUUUUGCUUUCCAAACUCUAGGAGUAAUGAAUGAAGCUGCAGAUGAAAUUGCCACUGGGGCUCAGGUGGUAGACUUAUUAGUAUCCAUGUGUCGAUCGCGACUAGAAUACACCCCGAAAGUUGUUUUUGAGCCAUAUCCUUCUGUAAGUGAUCCUAAUGACCCUCAGAUGUUGGCCUUUAAUCCAAGGAAGAAGAAUUAUGAUCGAGUCAUGAAAGCUUUGGAUAGUAUUACUUCUAUUAGAGAAAUGACACAGGCGCCAUAUUUGGUAAAGAAGCAGAUGGAUAAACAGGACCCGCUUGCGCAUCCUCUUCUGCAGUGGGUUAUUUCUAGUAAUAGGUCACAUAUUGUGAAACUACCAGUGAACAGGCAACUGAAGUUUAUGCACACUCCCCAUCAGUUCCUCCUUCUCAGCAGUCCACCAGCCAAAGAAUCAAAUUUCAGAGCUGCUAAAAAUCUCUAUGGAAGUACCUUUGCAUUUCAUGGUUCACACAUUGAAAACUGGCACUCCAUCCUGAGGAAUGGCUUAGUUGUUGCUUCCAAUACAAGGCUGCAGCUCCAUGGUGCAAUGUUUGGAAUUGGGAUCUACCUUAGUCCAUUGUCAAGCAUAUCAUUUGGUUACUCAGGGAUGAAUAAGAAGCAGCAGAAGGUGUCAGCUAAGGAUGAACCUGCUUCAAGCAGUAAAGGCAGUAAUGCAUUACAGGUACAGUACUUGUUUCUCAUUGAUAAUGUGAUUCUCCCACCUAUAUUAUCCAGCCCUCAAAUUGCUAAUGAAGUGGACCCUUUGCUAUUGGAUAAAGUAGAUGCUAAACCCAGGGUUGUGAUCACAGAAAAAGGACAGCAGUCCCAAUUUUUGCAAAGCCGUAAUUUAAAAUGCAUAGCCUUAUGUGAAGUGAUAACCUCACCUGAUCUGCACAAACAUGGGGAGAUAUGGGUAGUUCCCAACACUGAUCAUGUGUGUACAAGAUUCUUCUUUGUUUAUGAAGAUGGCCAAGUGGGUGAUACAAGUAUAAAUACACAAGAAACAGGCAUUCACAAAGAGAUUCUUCGAGUCAUUGGUAAUCAAACUGCUACUGGGUAAAAGGACCACUCUUAUUUAAUUGAUGUGAUUUGGAAGCCUUCGUCAGUCUCAAAGCUGGAUUUUGAACUGAAGAAGAUGCAAAAAACUAAUUUAUUAUUAUUUAUUAUUAUUACUACUACUACUACUAAACAAUUAACCCUUUGAAUACUUCCUUUUUUCUUACUUAGUAUUUCUUAUCUCAUUGAAAUACCUGAAAUGGUAUGAAUUAGCAAUUAUAGGGGUACAAAGUCCAUUAAUACUACAACUAAUAGCAAUUAAAGAGACAAUUGGGUUGCUCACAAUAAACAAUUUAAAAAGGAGUUUUGUGCUGAUAUUUUAUAUUAAACUCUUUAAUUGGACCAUUUUAGUACUGUAUACUGGUAUUUUAAAUUUAGAAUGACUGAAAUAAGCAAGAGAAGAUUUUAUAGCGGAGAACCUGCAUUAUACAGGACACUUUGCAAUAAGAAUAUUCACAUAUUUUAAUACACCGUAAAAAUGGUUUCUGGAACAUGUCAAAUUGAAGAGGGUGGUUACUUACAUAUCCUAGAUUCAUUUUACUGUACGCAAAUGCAGCUAGAAUUUAGAGUAAAAAAAGUUAAAAGAAGAAAACAUUUUUGCAGUAUUCAGUUAUUGCCAAGAGAAAUAUACUACAUUGAUGGUGUGUGUCUAGUCUUCUUCAUUCUCUUAAAAAAAACUAUACCAUUCAGUAAACAGUUCAGUUACAUUAUUUAAAAGAUGGAAGCUGAGCUGACCAGAGUUCCAGGGGAUGAGAAGUGAAUUUGUAGCGAAGCCAUUUGUAAACCAGUUUUUACAAUGACCUAUCACCCCAGUUCAGCAAAGUACUUAGGUGUUUUCAGUGGCAUUGCUCUUGUGAUUAAAGUUAAGACGUGCUUAAGUACCUGGCUAAAUCAAGACCUAUAUAUAUUUCAGUUGAUUGUCCAAUUAGGAAGAAAUAGCAAUACCUUUCAUGUUACAAACAUGUCAGAAUGACUCUUUAGUUCCCUUUGGUGAAAUACUAUUAAUUCCUCCCUAAGGAAACAAAGCAAAUCUGUUAAAUCUUUAUGAUUUAGGAAUUACAAGUGUUAAAAAUAAAAUGGUUACCAUAGUAUGAGCAUGUUGGCAGCAACAUAGGGCCCAGGGACCAAUCCUAAAAGGUGCUAAGCACCUCCUAUGAAGUGCUAAUUGCCCUCAGCUCUCACUGAAGUCAUCUUGCAGGAUCAUGCCCUUCCCUUUUGACAACAUUUCAGAUCCCCCUCUGUACAUCUCCACUUACUCCCUUGCAGCCUUGGAAAGGGAGAAGAUAGGCACAAAAAUUACCAUAGAAGAUCACACCUUAAGUUCUCCAGAGGUGGCCUGUACUGUUAUUAACAUGAUGGUUAUUAGGAAGACCCCAGUGUGUGCUUGUUUUUUUAAACAGAGCAUAAGUCAUCUAGAUAAUUGCAUAAUGUACAAAGAUAUUAGGGUUAGAGAUUUAUUGUUGAAAGUCUUUUGUUAUUGCAAGUUACUCUGCUUCUUGCCUCAUCGCUCCUGUUUCCCUGUAUCACAAAAUCCUCACUCAAAAGGAUAAAAUUGAAGUUAUCUAGAAUAAAAGUAGAGUUCUCUAACGGGCCUCUUUGGAACCAGGCCAUCUCUGGAGACACCACUAAUAACCUGUGGCACUGCAGCGCAGUUUAACAUCUUGCACCAAGGAUGAUUCCUGGAGCAGUUAGGUAGUUUGACGGGUCUGACUGCACAAAUGCAAGGAAACUCAGAAUUGAGGCUGGAAAUCUGGACUGACCAUUCUUCCUUAGUUCAUCCUGCUAUAUAUACAUGUAUGGCUGAACUGGGAGGAGGCUGAGCUCAACAGUGUGGUGAAACAUAGAACAUGUGAUGAAAUGCUGUACCUAGAAAAACUGAGGGGAAGUAAGGAGUGGGCUAUGCAGCAGGGAACAAGUCCACAGCGGAGUCCUGCAGUGGCUAAGUGGAAUGAUGGCCCACCAUUUCAGGGGGCCUCCUCAAAUACGGUAUGCAACAAAUAAGUGGGGCCAAGAGGGGUCAGAGCUACCCUAAGUGACAUACUUCUCCCUCCCCCCAGUUACAGCAGAUUCACAGCCUAAAUCCUGCUCUGGGGAAACAGAGUGUAACUAGAGCAGUGAGCGAAAUUCAGUGUGCAUAGUGGACCUCCUGUGCCAGCCACAUAAGGAGUACCCAUAGAUGCUACAACUAUUGGGGGGAAGAGGGAACAUUUCUCCCAUCUUUCAGGCAGGAUGUAAUAAAAGUGUCUUUUUCUCGCCCUUUUCCCAAAAUCUCCCAAACUCCUAAUUACAGGUUUAACCCUGUGACCAAGUAAAAGCAAAAGAGGUAAAGGGACAGUAGUUCUAGUCACAGUACUGUUUCCCCCUCUCAAUGUAUGUACAUCCCAGUGUCCUCUGUCCCCGUGUGUCUUCUCUCUUUGGGUCUCAUAUCCCCAGUAGGGAGUCCUUACUGACUCUGAGAGAGCUGGACUCUUUCCAUUGCGUCCCCUGCUGGCUAAGUCUCGCAGUCUCUUCUCUUCGCCUCAGGGCUCCUUAACAAUUGAUGAGCCAAUGGUAAGACUUGUCUUACCAACUGAAAGCAGAGGCACUGCCAGACUUAGCCAGCGGGGAAGACAAAGGAAAAAGUCCAGCUUCUCAAUUGCAGGGUACAUUCACUGGAAGUGAAGGGAAAUGUCUCCUUUCCUCAAGCCUAGAGCACGUGACAGGAUGUAAACUUCACCUACUUACACCUCUCUCAGUAGGCACCCUCUGUUGGUGAGACCAGCCCCUAAGAGAAUGGGGACAUAACCAAACAGAGGACACUGGGAAGUACAUGUGAUCUGUGGGGAAACAGUGCUUGGGGCACAAGGGGACAGAGAACACUGAGGGUACACUUAACAGGGGAUACAAAACGUUGUUGGGGGUGUGGUCAGACACUUGGGGAUGGCCUAGAACAUGGGAGGGUAACCAGGAUGUUGUAUAGGAACACAAAGCAUGAUGUGGACACCAGGGGAUCCAAAAUACUGCUAGAGGAGUACUUGAGGGACGCAAAGUGGAGCAUGGGAAGUUGCACAAAGCACAGGUCAACACCAAGAGGACAGAGAGAGUGUGGGAGAUAUACACAGAUACAGUGUGGGAGAACAUAGAGCAUUGGUGGGGUACAGAGUCGCACAGAGCAUAGGAACAGACACUGUGUGGGGGUAGACAAUGCUGGUGGGGUACAGAGUAAUACAGACCAUAGGGGGAACAGUGUGUGGAGAACACAGAGUACUGGUAGGGUGCAGAGUGGCACCGAGCUUAGGAACAAAGAGAUGGGGACACAGCCUGGGGGAGAACAUACAGUUGGGUGAGCGGUAUGCAGAGCACUAUAUGUGUAAACAGGCAUGGUCCUACAUGCAAACACAGACACUCAUAUGAUAUAAUAUACAAUGUGGUGCUGCAGGGCAGCUUUCAGGAGGAAGGGAAUCAAAUUCAUCCCUAGAGUCAGCUCUUUACGGUCCCCAAGUUUUGUGUCCCAGCAACUUCAUUGAUUCUGUCCUCCUCUCCACACCACCGGCCAAAUCAUUCUUUUUCUAGUGUCACCUAAAGGAGUCUCUCUGAGCCGCAUGGUGCACUCCUCAUUGAGAUGGGGACUGGGAUUCCUAUGGAAUCUCCUCUCAGCCCUCCAUUCACCCUCCCACUGGUGCCCUCUGCCCCUUGCAGACACCUGCGAGACUUGAGAGACUGUGCUAGUGCUGAGUGACUCCAAAGGAACCGUGGAGUUUUUCCAUUUGCUCAUUCCCAUCUGUGGGCUAUGGCACAGGAGAGGAGCAUGUGGACUUUAAAGACAGUGUGUGGUCUUGAAUUGUCAAUCUUAACCCCUUUGAUUUUGUCUUUGCAGGUCUUCCCUUCCCCCCGUUGCUUCAUUACUGUUACUGUGGUUGAAUUUCUACUUGUUUAGGUGGAUAGUAAUUUUUUUAAAGCCUCGUGCAUACAAACUAAGUGUUAACAAUAACUUUGAAAGGAGUAAGGGCCUGAUCCUGCAAUGUCCUGAAAGGUGCUGUGACUUCCUAUUGAUUUCAGUGGGACUUGAGAGCACUGACCAUAUGGCAGAAUCAAGCCCUGACAGUGUGCCGUUUCUCUUACCAGCAUUAUUUUUCUUAUCUCUGCAAUGCGCCUGAUUCUAUAAGUAGUGCUUAUAGAUGCUAAUAGUGUUAAUUAUCCCAGAGGAAGGGAUAAGUUCUGAAGGCUUCAUGUUCGUUAUCAGGAACUUGAGCCUGCAAAGCACUAAUCACCUCCUGAGAGCCCACAACUCCCACUGAAAUCAGUCGGCCUUGUAGGGUCCGGGUCCUAGAAGGCAGAACAAGGGGAAACUCCCACAUUAUGAAUAGUGGUAGAAUUAAAUGGAAACUCAUUUGGAAACCCAAUAACUUAGGUUGUUUUUUUUUCGGACAG
Messenger RNA from Dermochelys coriacea (leatherback sea turtle), 7664 nucleotides. It is a transcript of the gene PARP8, whose product is annotated as poly(ADP-ribose) polymerase family member 8. Gene Ontology annotation, biological process: endoplasmic reticulum unfolded protein response. Gene Ontology annotation, cellular component: membrane; nuclear envelope; endoplasmic reticulum tubular network. Gene Ontology annotation, molecular function: NAD+ poly-ADP-ribosyltransferase activity; protein serine/threonine kinase activator activity; kinase binding. NCBI's taxonomy places the organism in Eukaryota, Metazoa, Chordata, Testudines, Dermochelyidae. The record is from RefSeq and is a predicted model, not a curated record.